Molecule: messenger RNA, 1586 nt
Organism: Bradysia coprophila
Lineage: Eukaryota; Metazoa; Arthropoda; Insecta; Diptera; Sciaridae
Gene: Paip2
Product: polyA-binding protein interacting protein 2
Biological process (GO): negative regulation of translational initiation
Cellular component (GO): cytoplasm
Molecular function (GO): mRNA regulatory element binding translation repressor activity
Source: RefSeq, a predicted model, not a curated record
AAACAAUAACACACGAAGCGACAACGAAAACGAAGUGAUCGGAAAAGAGUCUUCAUACUUAUAAAUAUAAUAUUAUUUUUGUGUCUCAAAAAGCGACUUUUAACCUUUUUAUUUGGGUGAUAUCUGUGUUUCGUUUAAAAUUCCAGUUCAAUUUUCGAUUUAAUAUUAUUAUUUGGUUUCGUUUCUACAUAUUUUUUACUGCUAUUUCAAAACAAACAUCACAAAAUGAUUUUAAAAAUGCCAUCAGCUGGCGGCAAUGGCCACAGUGAUAAUUUAUACGAUGUUGACAGUGACGAUUUCGAUGCAAACGAAAUCGACAGCUCAUUCGACGACGAUUUUUCCGAGUAUCUGUGGAUGGAAAACGAAGAGGAAUUCGACACGGAAGAAAUGAAGCGGCUGGAAGAGGAGGCACUAAUGGAACAGUGUAUUGAGGCUAUGCUUGAAGACGAAAUCGAAGAGGAAAUCGAACGAGAAAUUGAAUCACAAGGUCUUUGUCAUGUAUUGGCAACACUACAAUUACAGGUAGCGAAUACAGAAACAACUAAGUUAAAUCCCUUAGCUAAGGAAUUUGUACCGUCUAUAUCGACAACAACGUCUUCGACUCAAUGCUAGUUUAUAUAUAACAACCAUAUGGAUUGCAGAAAAAUGGCCACUUACACAUUUAUUAUUGCUGCAGAAUUUUAAUUAUUUUUUUAAAAUUUUUAUUUUCAAUGCAGUUUAUCAUUGUAUACACACACUCUUCUUAGGUUAGAUAAGAAUCUAUGCGAAACAGUAAUUCCAAUUAACCAAUACUCUACCAAAAUUUUAUUCAUUCAAUAGAACCCAUAAUGAUGUGUGUAGUCCAAUCGACUAACCCGGUAUGUAAUAAUAGAAAAAAAAAUAUGAAAAGCUCUAAACCUAUAAAUAAAAAGUCAAAUCAAAUUUAAAAAAAUUAAAAAAGCAAAAAUAAUUAAUACAAAACAAAAAAACAAACAAAAAAAAACUCAAAGAAAAUCUAAGUAAAAAGCAACAAAAAAAAAAUAAAAAAAUAAAAUGACAAAAUCGAAAAAGCAACAAAAAAAAUUCAAAAUAAAAAUGCUGUUGAUUAAUCUCCAUUGUACGGAUGUUUUAAAGAGCGCGCUCAUUUGUCGAUUUAAUUGCAAUAAUUUUUUUUGUCUUCGUUUUAAUUUCUUUCAAUUAUUUAAACACAUUAUACAAGUGACUUUUCUCGUCCAAUGUAAAUCAAAUUUAUACAGGAGAGAAGAAAACAACAACAAAACAACCAAUAGGAAGCAAACAUUCGAUGUUUAUUAAUUGGUAUAAAUCAUAUUACUAAACGUUUCAAUUGAAUGAGAAUAACAUUAAUAUUAUUUAUGCGAUGACGGGGGGAGGGGGUGUUAUACAUACAACAACAACGAUAUGACGUACAGACAAUGCAUAUAUGUUUUAGUAUUUUGCAUUAAUUAAUUAAAAUCUUUCGUAGUGACUGGUGGGGUAGGUUUUUCAUUUUUUAUUUUUAUUUUUUUCUUCGUUUCGAUGAGACAGUAAAGAAUUGGAUAGGACCACAUUUCUCUGUGCUAAAAGCAACAAAAUAAGCUUUAAAUUCG